AUGCCUCGACCGUCGAGGGACACUUACGGCGACCAGAAGCCGCCAUACUCGUACAUCUCGUUGACUGCGAUGGCGAUCUGGUCGUCGAGGGAUAAGAUGCUGCCUCUCGCCGAGAUCUACAAGUUCAUCGCCGAUCGGUUCCCCUACUAUCGGAAGGAUACUCGCAGAUGGCAGAACUCGCUGAGGCACAAUCUGUCGUUCAACGACUGUUUCAUCAAGGUGCCGCGGGGGCCGCAUCGACCGGGGAAAGGCGCGUACUGGGCCCUGCACCCGGCGGCGCUGUCCAUGUUCGAGAACGGGUCCCUCCUACGCCGCAGGAAGCGUUUCAAGCUGCACAAGCCCGACAAAGAGCUUCUAAAGUCGGAGCUGCAGGCGUUGGCCUCGGCCAUGCCGCCGCCUCACUCCGAGUCGUCGCCGGUGCUGUCGAUAAACCCCAACACGCAGACCAGCAGCCUCACCGUAGCGAACCUCCACCGUCUUCGGGACGAUCUCCUCCGUUGGGAGCUGCAGGAACGUCGGCUGACGAUGACGUCGUCCGGCGGCAACGGUUCGCCGGGCUUCACCACGCCGGAGACCAGCUCCGGUUAUUACCUCCUGUCGCCGGAAGUCCGGCAGAGACUCGCCGGUACCGACGAGAUCCUCCGUGGCUACGAAGCCAGCAAUCUGCUGCAGACCGGAAGCUGGAGCUUCCCGGGGUUCCAGGUGUCGCCGUACGUGUCUCAGACGCUGUCCUACUUCCAGACAGAGAUCCCGGACAGCAGACAGAUCGGCGCCCUCCCCGGCGACAAGACUGACUCGAGGCUCUUCCCUCUGGAGACCACGAGGGGCUGCGCCACGCCGCUCGAGCCGAGCGACGGUAAAGUCGCCCGUUGUACCCCGUCAACGAACCUCGAGGCAGGCAUAUCCAGCCAGACGAGCAUCCAACCAGAGCAGAAGCAGAAGAAGAAGAAGCCGUUCACCAUCGAGAAUAUCAUCGCCCCCGACGACGAGCAGAUCUCGAGCAACUCCGAGGACGAGAAGAGGAACUCGUCAUCCGGUCAUCAUCAUCAUCAUCAUCAUCUUCUGGUACCCAGGCCACUCUACGCGGGCUUCUCGUUCGGCCUGGCUGCUAACAAAGUCCCGUACGAGACGGCCACUUGAAUCGACGGCUUGUCUGGUAGACGAUUCGAACGAGG
Molecule: messenger RNA, 1175 nt
Organism: Frieseomelitta varia
Lineage: Eukaryota; Metazoa; Arthropoda; Insecta; Hymenoptera; Apidae
Product: forkhead box protein H1-like
Exons: 2
Coding region: 1-1140 (379 amino acids)
Biological process (GO): anatomical structure morphogenesis; cell differentiation; regulation of transcription by RNA polymerase II
Molecular function (GO): DNA-binding transcription factor activity, RNA polymerase II-specific; RNA polymerase II cis-regulatory region sequence-specific DNA binding
Source: RefSeq, a predicted model, not a curated record